Molecule: messenger RNA, 2805 nt
Organism: Podarcis raffonei (Aeolian wall lizard)
Lineage: Eukaryota; Metazoa; Chordata; Lepidosauria; Squamata; Lacertidae
Gene: SLC35F6
Product: solute carrier family 35 member F6
Exons: 6
Coding region: 147-1265 (372 amino acids)
Biological process (GO): transmembrane transport
Cellular component (GO): membrane; intracellular membrane-bounded organelle
Molecular function (GO): transmembrane transporter activity
Source: RefSeq, a predicted model, not a curated record
GGCUGCGGUCAUGUGACCUGCCUAGGAGGAAACGCGCCCGGGCUGUGGCUGAGCGAAGCAGCUGCUUUGGUGCCGGAGCUGCAAAGCGGAUCCGGGGCGCUUUAUUUCAUUUUAUUUCUGGAACAAAUCUCUGCUGCGGAGCGAGGAUGGCCUGGACCAAGUACCAGCUCUUCCUGGCCGGGCUGAUGCUGGUCACCGGCUCCAUCAAUACCCUCUCGGCCAAGUGGGCAGACAGGCUGAGUGCGCGAGGAUGCAACGCCACAAGCGAAGAGCACAACUUCCAGCAUCCCUUCCUCCAGGCCGUGGGCAUGUUCCUGGGGGAGUUCUCCUGCUUGGCUGUCUUCUACCUCCUGCUCUGCCAUGACCGCAGGAGGCCAGAGCCCAGCAUGGACCCCCCUCAGUCCUACAACCCUCUCCUUUUCCUGGCUCCAGCCCUGUGCGACAUGACAGGGACUAGCCUCAUGUAUGUGGCUCUGAACAUGACCAGCGCUUCCAGCUUCCAGAUGCUUCGAGGGGCCGUGAUCAUCUUCACCGGCCUUCUCUCGGUGGCCUUCCUUGGACAGAAGCUGGUGCUCAGCCAGUGGCUGGGCAUCCUGAUCACCAUCGUGGGACUGGUGGUGGUCGGCUUGGCAGACCUGAUGAGCAACGGAGACCACGAGCACAAGCUCAGCGAGGUCAUCACAGGGGACCUUCUGAUCAUCAUGGCCCAAGUGAUUGUCGCCAUCCAAAUGGUGCUGGAACAGAAAUUUGUCUACAAGCACAACGUCCACCCCUUGCAGGCUGUGGGCACGGAAGGGUUUUUCGGCUUCCUCAUCCUCUCCCUCCUGCUGGUGCCCAUGUACUUCAUCCCAGCGGGCAGUUUCGGGAGCGGACCGCGCCGCGUCCUGGAGGACGCCCUGGACGCCUUCUGCCAAAUCGGCCGGGCGCCGCUCAUCGCCGUGGCGCUGCUGGGCAACAUCAGCAGCAUUGCCUUCUUCAACUUUGCCGGCAUCAGCGUCACCAAGGAGAUCAGCGCCACCACCAGGAUGGUGCUGGACAGCCUGCGCACCGUGGUCAUCUGGGCCGUCAGCCUGGCUGUGGGCUGGGAGGUCUUCCAUGCCCUCCAGAUCCUGGGGUUCUUCAUCCUCCUGCUGGGCGCCGCCAUCUACAACGGCCUACACCAGCCCCUGCUGGCACGGCUGCCCUGGAGGAGGGCGGCGGAUGCAGAUGCGGAUAGGGAGGGCCUCUUGGCCGCGGAUGGAGCGUCCAUCAACGGAGACAGCUGACCGCCAAGCAGCACCCUUGUCUGCUCCAGAGCUUGGCCAGACCUCUGCUGGGUGGGCUGGCUAGCUUCUCCGGCUGGAGCACGAGACUGGUUUGGGGGUCUGCGUUGCCGUGAAAUUUCGAGGCGUUGCUCUGCCACCUGGCUCCUUGAGCAACUGCCAAGGAGGUGCCCUCUGCUUUUGCUUGACCACAUCUCUCAUCGUCCCUGGCCAUGAUGGGAGCUGGAGCUCCAACGUGAGCUUGACAUUGCCUGCUUUAAGCAAUUGGUUGAUGGUUUCCUAUCGCUGGCUGGUAGGCCUUCAGAAAUUGGCCUGUGAGGCAUCUCUGGGCAGCUCGACUCCCAGACUGGAUGGGCUUGCUUUGUGGGGACCCCUAACACCACCUUCCGGGACUUUCCCCCAACUUCCUUCACCCAAAGGUGAUAAGGGAGGCCAUUGCCGUGAGGUUUCCCAACAACCCUUUCCAGGAAGGAAUUCCCUCUUUCCGUCCCUUCUGCUAAACAAAAUAUUUCUACUUGCUCUCAUCCCCGCCCAAAAGGAUGCCCAGAGUGGUACACAUGCCCAGAGUCCAGAACUCUCCUCCGCACUAUUUCCCAGAAUCCCCUCUGAUGCAGCAACAAAGUCUAACCUCCCCCAGGUGGCCGCCUCCAAGGUGUUUUCGACAGCAGCACCAUCUGGGCUGUGGCAGAUGGAAGUUGUCACCCCAAACAUCUCGAAAGGGGGUCCCAGGCUGAUGGAAGUCUGCUCUAACUUGGCAGUUCGAUGUUGUUUUUCCCCACUGGGUCUGUUCCAAACCUCCCCAAGAAAAGCAAAUGAGCGUCUUUUUCUUAGGCCUCCCCUGUUUCUAUCACACUUGGGGUUCUGCUGGAGGCGGCGCCCCAGAUCGGGUCCCUUGAGGCUGGAGUUCAAAUCAGUGGCAUGGGAAUCACUUCACAACCCUCACACCAGUGGCACUGGGCGCAGUUGUGGGUGACCUGAGAGUCCGUCGCCCUGUGGCACGGCGGGUCUCUGGGCCUUGCCUAUCAGAUCAGCUUUGGGCUGCCAAAAUUACUGGGGGAACCCACUGAUAGGGGCUCCUUCCCCGACGGAUCACGUAGCUGCGAUUGGGAGCUGUGGGGAAGGGAACACCCCAGGAAUGCCCCCACGUAUGACGCUGCUGCUGCCUUGUCCACUUUUGGGGUUGUUUACAACAGUGUCUCUGCUUCUUCCUAAGGCUGGAGCUGAGUGACGGGGAUCGAAGGGAUCCUCGAUGCUCCCUUAGCAUACUCAAGAGGAGGCAGCACCCCUGUUCCUUCAUCCCUCAUGUGACGGAUUAUUCCCCCUCGUUCCAAGCAUUUGGAGGGGGGCCAGAGAGCUCACUCCUCAACCCUCUCCUGAUUCUGUUCGGAGCCUGCGAAAUGUGUUGCCCCCCAGCUAUCGCGAGUCCUGGGACCUCUUAAUUUCCCACUGCUAGCAAGGUGAAGGCGAGAGCUAAAGUCUUGCCCAGUUGUAGGGGACUUAAGAGGGCUCUCUGGUGCCAUUUUGGGGUCCGGUCGUAUGGAGG